This is a messenger RNA of Lycium ferocissimum, 1438 nucleotides long. Its product is annotated as protein SAWADEE HOMEODOMAIN HOMOLOG 2-like. Lineage: Eukaryota; Viridiplantae; Streptophyta; Magnoliopsida; Solanales; Solanaceae. Bases 205 to 1011 code for a protein of 268 amino acids. The transcript is spliced from 9 exons. Gene Ontology annotation, molecular function: chromatin binding. The record is from RefSeq and is a predicted model, not a curated record.
UGACAUUCUUGUUUGAACUUUGAACCCGUAAAAGCGGAAAACCAAACACACCCCUAGAUAAAAGGGAAAACAAAACAAAAAAAGCACUCAACACACACAAAAUGAACAAUAAGAGUAUUUGAGAAGGCGCCCAAAACAAGUGUCACUCAAUUUCAACUGCGAAUGACCCUUUGAUCCUUUCUUUUUUGUGUUGUUUGGUUUCAAAUGGACCUUCGUCCCAGACAGAGGCAACCAUUCUCUGGUUUUACAGAAAAUGAGAUUGAGAAAAUGGAAAACUUACUUGAGCAAUCAGGAGAAAAAGUUUUUGACCAAAAAUUCUGCAAGAAAUUGGCGCAGGAUUUCAGCCACUCUAAAGGUCGUGCAGGAAAACCGAUCGUGAAAUGGACCGAGGUACAAACUUGGUUCCAGAACAGGCAGAAAAGCUGUCUCUCAAACGAUAAUUCAGCAGAGGCCAACAGGAAACUGCCUGAUAUGACAGAAGAAUGUGCUUUAGAUGAAGCAAAUCAAAAAUGUCAUAUGCCUGAAGUUCUUUUGUCAGAAAACUGCACUCAUAUAAUCCGACAAAUUCUUCCAGGUAAAAAGGUUCCAGAUCUGUCAGACAUAGAAUUUGAGGCUCGGUCUUCAGUAGAUGGGGCAUGGUAUGACGUUGAUACAUUUAUCUCGCACCGGUUUCUUAGCUCAGGAGAACCUGAAGUUCUUGUGAGAUAUGUGGGAUUUGGAUCAGAGGAGGACGAGUGGGUAAACGUAAGAAAGUCGGUCCGCGAACGAUCUGUACAUCUUGAAAAUUCAGAAUGUAACAAAGUCAGGGUUGGGGAUCCUGUUUUGUGCUUCCAGGAGAGUAAGGACGACGCUAGUUAUGUUGAAGCUCGUAUUCUAGAAAUUCAAAAGAAAUUUCAUGACAUAAGGGGCUGCAGAUGUCUCUUUGUGAUUCAAUAUGAUCAUGAUAACACAGAGGAAACUGUUCAUCUGAGGAGAUUAUGUUUCCGGCCAAGCAUAUUAGUGCGUCUGUGACAGAUUUAGUUUUGAGUAUGUUCGUUGCAGCCCACAUAUUUUGCCUUUCGACGUUGCACAGAUUUCUACCUUCAUUUGGCCAGUAGGUUUAGAUGCAGCUUAUUUUUGCUUCUUGUGGCCAUAAUUAAUUAGACCAAUAUGCUAAAUGCAUACUUCUGCUGACAAUCAUAUGCCUAUUAUUUCAUAUAUCUGUGUUCUGGUGGUCGAACAAUUGUAUGUGUCAAAAACGAUUCGUAGAACACUGUCAGGUGCAAUUUCUGCUCAGUGCAGUUGCAAAUUUUGGAAGAAAUGAUUCGAAUAUAUAGAAGUGUCUUCUUGCAAGAUGUGUAUUGCACUUCUUUUUGUUCGAAUUACUAGGAACUACUUGUAUUAGAACUACUACGGAUUGUAAUAAUUUUAGGUUCAAUACUGAGUGCUUAGACCAGCA